GCUGACUAAUUGGAAGGUCCAUGUAUGGAUUGUGAUCGGAGGGUUUCUGAGGAGGGCAUUGGAAGGUGAUGGGAGCCGUGGGAGGAGCUGAACGAGGCAAUCGAUGAAUAAAAGGUUCAGCAAGCGGUUAUAUCACACAGUGAGCGCCAGGAAACGCAUGUAUGGGGGUCGGGGCUCAGAUCACCGAGGUGGAGCUGCUGCCGGUCGAUGUGGAGAAGAAGGGACCGGAGAGCGAGUGGCGAGCCGAGACUUCGGACAUCAAAUGCCGGCCGCCGCGCCGGGCCAGGGAGACCUGGAGCCGCCGGCUGGAGUUCACGUUGGCCUGUGUCGGCUACGCGGUGGGACUGGGCAACAUCUGGCGGUUCCCCUAUCUGUGUUACAGGAGUGGCGGAGGUGCUUUCAUCAUCCCAUAUCUGGUAAUGAUCUUGCUGUGUGGGAUGCCACUGCUCCUCCUAGAAUACACCAUUGGCCAGUAUACAAGUUUGGGACCUGUGCAUGCCUUGGCUAAAAUCUGCCCUCUUCUGAAAGGUGUCGGCGUGGCGACAGUUGUCAUUUCAUUCUUGCUCUCUACUUAUUACAAUGUUAUUAUCACCUGGGCUCUGUACUACCUCUUCAACUCCUUUCGGUCAACACUGCCCUGGCAAAGCUGCAACAAUACAUGGAACGUGGUGGAAAAUUGCUCCAGUGGAUUUCCUGGGAAUGCCACCUACCUCAAAUCAGCCAGUCAACAAUUUUUUGAUUACAGAUUGCUGGAGAUGAGUAAUGGGAUUGAAGAGAUUGGCAGCAUCCGCUGGAGCUUGUUUGGCCUUCUGCUCGUGUCCUGGAUCAUUGUUUACUUCUGUAUAUUCAAAGGAGUGAAAUCAACGGGAAAGGUUGUGUAUUUUACAGCCGUUUUUCCAUACCUCAUCUUAAUGAUUCUGCUGAUCAACAACAUCCAACUACCAGGAGCCAAGGAUGGAAUCCUCUUCUUCCUCAGACCCAACUGGAGCAAGCUACUAGAAGUCCAGGUAUGGGUGAACGCUGCCGCACAGAUUUUUAACUCGAUCGGAAUUGGGUUUGGCAGCAUGGUAUCUUUGGCCAGUUACAACAAGUUCGAUAACAACAUCCUCAAGGACACAGUGGUCGUCGCAGUGAUAAACUCACUGACAAGUAUCUUUGCAGGAUUAGUUAUUUUCUCUGCCAUUGGGUACAUGAGCCACAUUCACAAGCUGCCGGUUGAGAAUAUUGCCACUGACGGCCCGGGACUAGUGUUUGUUGUUUACCCAGAAGCGUUUGUAACGAUGCCCAUUGCCCCGAUGUGGGCCACUCUCUUUUUCUUCAUGCUUCUUUGCUUAGGAGUGGACAGCCAGUUCGCCAUGGUGGAGGUGAUGGUGGUCAGUCUAAUGGACAGCUGGGGGAAGGGUCUUCUCCGCUUCUUCCGACGUAAAGAAAUGGUGGUUCUUGCUGUCUGUUUUGUAGCCUUUUUGCUUGGGAUUCCCAAUGUCACCCAGGGUGGAAUUUAUUUCUUCCAACUAAUGGAUCACUACACAGCCGUUGUGUCCCUCAUGUUUUUGGCGUUUUUCGAAGUCGUCGCCAUCUGUUGGCUUUAUGGUGUCCAGAGAUUAUCUGCCAACUACAAGGAGAUGCUUGGGACUCCUCUAAACUUCUUUUUCAAGCUGUGCUGGCGGGUUGUUUCACCACUACUUGUCACAGUUAUCCUGGUGUCCAGCAUAGUCCGCUACACUCCUGCUCGCUAUGGUAAAACAUACAGGUACCCGGCUUGGGCCGAGAGUCUUGGCUGGAUCAUCUCCCUCUGCUCCAUCAUCUGGAUUCCACUUGGAGCUGUGCACACCUUAUACAACAGCAAAGGCUCCUUCAUUCAGCGUCUUCGAUCUUCAGUUUCUCCAGUCAAUGAGGUGAUGCCAGCAGGAAGCCAGGACCAGGUGAUCAAACUGAAAUGGGAAAUGCAUACACCUCCACAUUACAUCUACACUGACAAGAUUAACCUUGCUGGAGAAGCAUAAUAUCAUUAUAUAUUUAAAUGAAAGAAACAUUAUGGAUGAAGUAUUGGGAAAACUUUUUAUGGGGUUGUAUUUUCCUUUCAGUAGAGACACUGAAACAAAAUUUUGUGGGGACAGACUAUCACUUUAUCUUAAUUGUGUUUAAUUAACCAUUCUGUCUGUGUGUGAAAGGAUUUCCAGAAUGUCAAGUAACCCGGGCAGCGAGCUUAGUCAGAAUAGGUAACAAUCAAUGUCAGGGAAUGGAGGGCAUCAUCAAUGUUUGAUGAAGUUGUGUUGGUGCUGGGAUUAUUUGAAAAGUUGUAUUGGAAAUGAUCACCAAAACUUGUGGAAUAGCAGCCUCUUGCAUCAUCACUGAAGACCAUUGUGACCAGACCCACUGCCUGAUUUCAAUACUCUGUAAAAAUUCACUAACAGAUAUGCUGCAGUGAAAGGAAUUACAUUCAAAAUUGAUGACUGAUUUUCUAUGCGGUUCUAAUAUAUUAAGUAGAAUUGCCAUUCCAUUAUUGAAGCCUUAUCGAAAAUGCUCUGAGACUCACCAUUAUUACUGACUGAUUCCUCCUGCUUCACAACUGCAUCUAUGCUGCUGUGUGUGAUGGUAUAGAAAUGUUUUCGCUGGUUAGUAUUCUGUGCUGGUGGCGAUGUGGCAUCCAUACCAGACUUCAGAGUUCCAGUCCAGCUGGCUCCUUGCACGAGUUCUGCUUGUGCUGGGUGGAGCAUCGAACUAGCAACUCUGCCUUGCUAGAGAGAUUUAGGCCAGUUAGAAGAGUGGGCAGAAAGAUGGCAGAUGGAGUUUAAUGCUGAUAAAUGUGAGGUGCUACAUUUUGGUAGGACUAAUCAAAAUAGGACAUACAUGGUAAAUGGUAGGGCAUUGGAGAAUGCAGUAGAACAGAGGGAUCUAGGAAUAAUGGUGCAUAGUCCCCUGAAGGUGGAAUCUCAUGUGGAUAGGGUGGUGAAGAAAGCUUUUGGUAUGCUGGCCUUUAUAAAUCAGAGCAUUGAGUAUAGGAGUUGGGAUAUAAUGUUGAAAUUGUAUAAGGCAUUGGUAAGGCUAAAUUUGGAGUAUUGUGUACAGUUCUGGUCACCAAAUUAUAGGAAAGAUGUCAAUAAAAUUGAGAGAGUACAAAGGAGGUUUACUAAAAUGUUGCCUGGGUUUCAUUUCCUAAGUUACAGAGAAAGGUUGAACAAGUUAGGUCUUUAUUCUUUGGAGCGUAGAAGGUUGAGGGGGGACUUGAUAGAGGUGUUUAAAAUUAUGAGGGGGAUAGAUAGAGUUGACAUGGAUAAGCUUUUUCCAUUGAGAAUGGGGGAGAUUCAAACAGGAGGACAUGAGUUGAGAGUUAAAGGGCAAAAGUUUAGGGGUAACAUGAGGGGGAACUUCUUUACUCAGAGAGUGGUAGCUGUGUGGAACGAGCGUCCAGCAGAAGUGGUUGAGGCAGGUUCAAUGUUGUCUUUUAAAGUUAAAUUGGACAGCUAUAUGGACAGGAAAGGAAUGGAGGGUUAUGGGCUGAGUGCAGGUUGGUGGGACGAGGUGAGAGUAGGAGUUCGGCACAGACUAGAAGGGCCGAGAUGGCCUGUUUCCGUGCUGUAAUUGUUAGAUGGUUAUCAGUGGCAAAGUUGCUGUCCGAAGCACCAAGUUGGUGCGGGGAGGAACUUGGCUAUCAUUAAAGAGAAGCAACUACACAGAAGAACCAAUCUCCAACAUCAAUGGGUCUAGCCCAGAACUACUGGUUUCAACAUUGCUGAGUUCAGUUGUUCUCACUUCACGCUGCCAUUCAACAACUCUGUCUGAGGGUUCAACUCUAGAAUGAUGCAGAGGUGACCUUACACUGACUGAAUUGGAGCUUGUAGGAAAUUAACACCCAAGAAGAAAUAGUUAACAAUGACAGCAAAACUUCUGAAUAUGGGAGAAUUGGCUGAUUGUUGAUUCCACCUUUACCCUGUCAGCUUAUUUAUGAUAACACCUUUUAAUAAAGUCAAUUCAACGACUUUAUAGAGCAGCCUCAAUGGGCCAAGUAGCCUAAUUCUGCUCCUAUGUCUUAUAUUCAGUGGAUUUUUAAUGGGCAACUGGAAAAGUUAGAUAUUAAGUUGGGUUGACAAUGCCGUAUUUGGAAAAUCAAAUGCAAUCUCCGUUAAAUUUUGUCUGGAAUCUACUUGUGUUUGCUGUCUUGAAUUAUAAAUGCUGUGAUUUUUAUUUUCUGAUCCAGUGAGGUGAAUCCACAUUACAGUAUUCUGUUCUGAGCCUUUGAUGAAAGUACAGAUUGGUGGGAGACUGUCUUGUUGGGUAUCAAAUUGUGCACUGUUGUGUGUAAUGGCUGAAUGGAAAUCAAACAAAGGGUGGCAGUGAUUUGUGCGAAGAAGGAUCAGGUGUCAGUCACAGUCUCAGAGCAAACUGAGAGGAAAUCAUCCUGCAGCUACGUUGCAACUCAUGAAAAUUGGAAGAUUUUUCAAGACAUCAAGAACAUGGAAUAUAAGCAUAUGUAUCUUUGGUUUGUAAACAAAAGAGCAUGCCUUCACUUCAUUAUAAACCUGGUUCCCCAGGUGGUCUGUUUUGGGGGGGGGGGGUGAGAGAAGAGUCUGCAGCUGCACAAUAAAAACAGAGCACUGGUAGAACUUGGCAGAUCUAGCAGCAUCUGUGAAUGCAAAAGGUCAACACUUCAGGUUGAGACCCUGCAUGGGAUUGAGGGAGAGAAUGAUGGCUAUAUAUAUAUAUAUAUAGUAUUGUAUACGGUAUGUGUGUACUCAAUGGUCAUGUUAUUGGAUAUGCCUGCUCAUUAAUGCAAAUAUAUAAUCAGCCAAUCAUGUGGCAGCAAUUUGAUGUAUAAAAGCAUGCAGACAUGGUCAAGAGGUUCACUUAUUGUUCAGACCAAACAACAAAACGGGGAAGAAAUGUAAUCUAAGUGACUUUCUCCACGAAAUGAUUGUUGGUGCCAGAUGGGAUGGUUUGAGUAUUUCAGAAACUGCUGAUCUCCUGGGGUUUCCAUACACAACAAUCUCUAGAGUUUACAGAGCAUGGUGUGAGAAACAAAAACCCUCCAGUGAGUGCCAGUUCAGUGGGUGAAAUGUUAUUAACAAGAGAGGUCAGAGGAGAAUGGCCGGAGAGGUUCAAGCUGACAGUAACUCAAAUAACCACCCGUUACAACAGUGGUGUGCAGAAGAGCAUCUCUGAAUGCACAACACAUCGAACCUUGAAGUGGACGGGCUACAGCAGUAGAAGACCCCACCAGGUUCCACUCUAUACCUAAUACACAUAUAGUAUUCAUUACUAUGCUUCCAGUAUUAGGAAGGUAUGAAGGGGGUGGUGGUUGGGAGAGGCUGGUAGCUGUGAGGGAGAAUUAGGUGGAGAGGAAUUGAGGGCAAAAUGGAACUAGGUUUGGGGUGGGAGGGGGUGGAGCCAGACAAAGAGGGGAUGAAAGGCAAAUGAGACCAUGUGGAGGAAGGGAUGAAUAGGAGAAGCCACCUAGGUAGACAGCUGAGUGUGUGUGUGUGUAUGAGGAGAGCACCAGUGGGGAGGUGGGAGUUACCUGUAAAUAGAAAGGGUCACUAUCCACACCAAUGGGAUAGGAGAUACCCAAGCAGAAAUGAAAUGUUCUUCCAGUCUUACUUUUGGCCUCUCCACAGAGGACAGGGUGGUGGGUGAGGGAAUGGGAAAGGAGUUAAAGCACCAUACAAUUAGAAGCUCUGGAUGGUAAUUACAAAGAGAGCACAAGUGCUUCACAAAAGUCACCUGGUCUACUCUCUCUUCCUGUUUUCUUGUGAAACGUUAGAAAUCUCCAGUUCUGAGAAUCACCAAUUCUUUAAAACGUGUAAUUAAAUUACACUUCUACUUUCAGAAUAAAACAGGAACUAGGAAAUACUCAGCAGGUCAGGCAGCACCUGUGGAGAGCAAUCAAAGUUAGCUUUUCAGUUCGCUAACCUGUGAGAGAAUCUAACUAUCUCAUUCUUCACUGAUGCUGCCUGACUUGUUCAGCGUGUCCAAUAUUUUCCAUUAUUUCAGUGCUUUCAGCAAUGUUUUCUGUCAUAAUCUAUUUGACAGUUUGUUAUGGUUGGGGAAGCAUUAGCAAUUAUGUUGUCAGCACCAUCCAUAUUGAUUAUUUUUGAGUGGCGAUGAAGCAGAUUGGUUAAUGUACAAGUGUUUAAAUCACAAAAUAACUUCCUGUAUGUUUAGAGUGACUGUAUUUACUUUAUAUAUGUCUUUACAUUCCAGAACAAAACUGACCUCCAAUGAAAUGCUUUGUUUAUGGUCACAUGUAUACCAUGCAAGUGGUCAUGCAUGUGAAUAUUUAAUGAAUUGUAUUUUUAUUAAAAAUUCUGUUACAAGAUACAUUUUGUGGAUAUGUUGUCAUUGAUGGUUGUAUCAGGGCA
Mobula hypostoma (lesser devil ray) is the source of this 6356-nucleotide messenger RNA. RefSeq names its product sodium- and chloride-dependent GABA transporter 1-like. Gene Ontology annotation, cellular component: plasma membrane. The coding region runs from base 162 to 2003 and encodes 613 amino acids. Gene Ontology annotation, biological process: sodium ion transmembrane transport. The record is from RefSeq and is a predicted model, not a curated record. Lineage: Eukaryota; Metazoa; Chordata; Chondrichthyes; Myliobatiformes; Myliobatidae. The transcript has 13 exons.